Orbicella faveolata is the source of this 2124-nucleotide messenger RNA. RefSeq names its product melanocyte-stimulating hormone receptor-like. NCBI's taxonomy places the organism in Eukaryota, Metazoa, Cnidaria, Anthozoa, Scleractinia, Merulinidae. The record is from RefSeq and is a predicted model, not a curated record.
CGUGAAGCCAUGGAAAAGUCUCAAGUUAGUUUGUCAUUUAAUAUUCUGCCAAAAAAUAAAACAACAAGAAAAACGAUUCCCUUGAACCUGCUUCUCCCAUUCGCCACUUAAGAAACGAAAAGUCUGGGUCGAGUCUCAUCACACGGUUGCUGUUGGGACUGGCAUCACUGAGGACAAUACGGUUUCUCAUGCUUUGCUUGAUCUUUAGUAAUAGUCCCAACGUGAGCGAUUGCGAGCUUACACUCGACCCAGAUUCCCUCUGGUUUCAAAAUUGACAAAUAACAUAAAAUGGGACAAUUGUGGUAAAAAUGAUUCUAAAUAUUGCAAGUUUCACAAAAUUUUUCACAGCGAAUGAACUGAAACAAUAAAGGACGCUCCGUGCAAUGAUAUUGUUAGGUCUCGAAACCCACUCAUAAGUGAAAUUGUUUUUCUCUCUCCGGAUAUGAACCAUGACACUUUCACAUGAUUACGCAUGCAUGUGCACGAUUCUACGAAAUUAUCUCCUUCACCAAACACAAAUAUCAGGGGAGAACGAAAAUGGAUGGAAAAUGCCUCGGAUGCGUCAGAAAUUUUUGUUCCUUGUAAAGAUUUAAACCGUUUUACGCAUAUCAUCAUGCAUAAUAACUCUUCUAUAAGAUUCUUAGAAGAGCAAGAGACCAUUCAAGAGAACAGUACUUGCUUCCGUUUUCCUGUAUUUCAGGUUGACAACAUUCCACAAAAUCUUAUCGUGUUGAACUGUGCAAUUAACGUCCUAUUUCUAAUAACAGCAAUUCUUGGAAAUCUCUUGGUCAUAUCAGCAGUUUGGAAGACACCUUCUCUUCGAUGUCCUUCGAAUGUAUUCCUCUGUGGACUCUCAACUUCAGAUCUCACCGUUGGUCUUGUCGUUCAGCCCUUGUUUCUUUAUAUAGAACUGAUACAAAUCCUCGAAAGGCCAACACAGUAUCCGUGCGCUUUGGGACAUGCAUUCAUUAUAGUGUCUCAUUCGGUAUGUGGUGUGUCCUUGUUGACUGUUACAGCCAUCAGUGUAGAUAGGUUGUUAGCGCUUCAUUAUCAUCUAAGAUAUGUUAAUAUUGUCACCGUUCAACGUGUCUCGUAUCUUAUCUUAUUUUUCUGGUUGGUAAGCACGUCUCUGGCAAGUCUGAUACUGUGGAAUGAAAAAAUAUUUCUUGUCGUUAUGGCUUUGGUGGUUGGUAUUUGCCUUUGUUUGUCGGUGUUAGUCCAUCUGAAAAUUUAUCGCGUCGUUCGACGCCAUCAGCAGCAAAUUCAAACCCAAAGAGAAGCAGUCCAAGCACGUGAUGAUUUUAACGUAGCACGUUUCAAAAGGACAGCAGCCAAUGCUUUUCUGAUUCACUACUUUCUUCUCCUUUGUUAUACUCCACUGUUUAUCACGUUACUGCUGACAAGCAACGAAGACAAGAUUGAUUCGGCGUCAUGGAAAAAGGCCGAUAGUGCUAUAGCAUGGAAAUUGACAAGCACAAUAGUAUUCAUGAAUUCCGCUGUGAAUCCUUUUAUUUACUGUUGGCGUCUUAGAGGAAUGCGAAUCACUAUAACAAAGACUUUGAAGGCAAUUAUCCGUAGGUCGUGAUUUUGUUUCUGAUUGUAUUAGUUGGCACCAAAGAGAUUUUGCCUACAGUAAUAUAUCGGCUGAGUUAAAUGGCAAACAUAAAAUUAUGAAUUGUAUUUGUUUUGGCUAUUCAUGACUUUGUUAGGUCAGUAAUCAUAGACAAGAUGCAAUUGGCCUUUAUACAAUAUAACCAAAAAAAUACCAUAGCAUGUCGUCCAUUGUGUCACAUAUCCUUAUGUAUUCUCUUACUGUUGCGUUUUACACUAUUUCUCAACAAUGCCAGUGGACUUUUACUUCAGUUUUCGCCUCUCUAUCUAGAUCUAACCGUAGUAUGUGACCUAUGGAUUAAAACCUCAAUAACCGGUUUUUCGGAUUUGUUAUCUAUUGCGGUUUUCGAUUUAUUCCUUUUUUAGCGUCCGGUUUUCGGGUUUUCGGUCUAAGAAUUAACAAUUAGCGGACGAGUUGGGCAAAAUAUCAUGAUUUGUCACUGGAGAUAGGUUAGAGCAGAUCAAUUAUUUGCCGAAGCGGCCGAAGGCUUAGACCAAAAAUUGACCUGCGAG